AUGUCUGCCGACUUUGACGCCCACGCCCUUCUCGAGAUCGACCCCAUACCUCCCACAGACUUUGGCGCCUUCGUCACGGAGGUCCUCGCCCAGCACCAGCAAUCCGGCGACGGAGGACAGAAGAUAGACCAGAAGGUCCUCCGCCAAUGCAUUGACCUCGCACCUUCAUUCCUCCUCACGGAUACCGCCAUGACCCCUGCGUCUGGUGCCGACACCUGGUUCACGGGCCUUGGCCGGCUGGUGGACCUCGUCGUCAUCCUACACAAGCGCGGCGAGCUCGAACUCGAGACUGUCAACUCUGCCUCACGAGCCUGCUCAGAAUGCUGGACCAUUGCUGGGACUUGGAGACAACUCGAGGAAUGCAGAGUCAGCGUGCGCAACAUCGGCUCGCGCCUCAAAACGAUACUGGAUCCUAAUGAGAGGACCUAUCAAGGUCAACGCGUUUAUGCCCCGUGA
Molecule: messenger RNA, 456 nt
Organism: Cyclocybe aegerita
Lineage: Eukaryota; Fungi; Basidiomycota; Agaricomycetes; Agaricales; Hemipholiotaceae
Source: the annotation of a GenBank genome assembly